AUGUCUCUCAGAUACUUCACCCGGAAAACGGUAUUAACAGCGACAACAACAAACCCAUGGCAAACGAACUUCAAUCAUCUCCUUCCCAUUCCGAAACUCUGGUUGAAACGUUCAAGUAUUAGAGACCCCAAGAUUAAAUCAGUACGUCCCAAGGAUCGUAUAAAGUACUGGAACAUUAUCCCUGGUGAUCAAAUUCGCCUGCGUGGCGACAAGUCAAAAAAUAUUCACGAAGUGCUGAGCAUAAAUCGAAUGAGCAGCAGGGUGUUCGUCAAGGGUGCUGCGCAGGCCAAUACAGACGCGGAUAAGCCACCGCCAACCAAAAACUACCAUUAUGCCAAGUGUCAACUUUUAGUUGGAAACUAUGAGUUUCCAACAGGAGAUGGCGUUUUAGAACCUAAGGUUCUCCCGGUGUUCGCUCAACGAGUUGGAACGUCCCAUCCAACAUGGGACCGGUUACGGAAGCGCUAUGUAUGGCAGAGAUUCGCUGUCAGCACGGUUCCUGUGAUACCUUACGCUGAAUCGAAAAGGAUUGAGAUUCCUUGGCCAAAGCCAGAGAAGAGGAGUUUGCCAGAGCCCGCAAAUUAUGACACGACCCGUGAGGAGGUCGUCAAAGUCACAUACAAAUUGCCGACAUUCCAACAAUCUUUAAGAGCUCCAAUCCCUCGCCCUGCGACUGAGGACGAGUUCCUUGCCACGCUCUACAACCCACACCUAACCGCUCUCAAUGACUCUGAGCCCGUUGAAGUUUACCUUGCUCAAGAACUUUCUAACCCUCAUUCACGUGCCAAGAAACUAAUGAGGUGGAAGAUUCGCCAGGCUAAUGACAAGGCAUUGUUGGAUGAAAUUAUGGCCGAUGAACUGAAACACCUGAAUGGUCGUAGCCCGAGGGACGCAAAGGCAGAAGCAGCGUUCAGAUGGCGAGAAUUAUUGAAAGCAAAGAAGGACGAUGAGCGGAAGAGAAGAUGGAAGGAUAUGGCGCAGGAGUCGACGAUGAAGAGGAAAGCGAUGAGGAAGGAGAAGAAGGAAGCUAGACUUCAACGUCGCCUCACGGAGCUGGUUCUGUCGGAUUCCUCAAAUCAAGUUAUCCCAGAAAUAAUUAAUUAA
Laccaria bicolor S238N-H82 is the source of this 1104-nucleotide messenger RNA. RefSeq lists its product as uncharacterized. Lineage: Eukaryota; Fungi; Basidiomycota; Agaricomycetes; Agaricales; Hydnangiaceae. Bases 1 to 1104 code for a protein of 367 amino acids. The record is from RefSeq and is a predicted model, not a curated record. The transcript has 4 exons.